AUGGGAUCGCACUCAUCUGCAUGGCAGCCGCUGGAUGUUGCCGUGAUUGGGGGAGGAAUCGGGGGGUUGGCUGCCGCUACAUCGCUUCGACGGGCAGGCCACGCCGUAACGAUCUAUGAACGAGCGGACUACUCUGGUGAAGUGGGAGCCUCUAUCAGUUGUGGCGCCAACGGCACACGGUGGCUGGAAGACUGGAAGGUGGAUCUUGACAUUGGUCGGCCGAUUGUAGUCGAGAAGUUGAUUCGACACGACCUCGAAACUGGGGAGGUGCAGGAUGUCUAUGACCUAUCCGACUACGCCGUGAGAUGGAAAUACCCAUACUACAACUUCUACCGAGUCGAUAUGCACGCCAUGCUGAUGCAAUCUGCCACCGGACCCGGGAAAGGAAAACCAGCAGUGCUGAAGGUGAACCAUCAAUGCGAGACCGUGAACCAUGAGACAGGAACCGUGACAUUCCACAAUGGAAUCAGCGCCCGCCAUGACUUGGUGAUUGGCGCAGACGGUGUCGGCUCCGCCGUGCGCAAGUCCCUGGGGAUUCUUCCUGAACGAAAAGCAGCUACAUCGACCUCGUAUCACUGUGUGAUUCCCACGGCAGAAGUCCGUCGGCUGGGCUUACCGGACAUGUCGGUGAACAACGCUCUGGAGUAUUGGGGCGGUCAUGGCCCGAGCAAGAUCAUCUUUUCGGCCUGUCGCGACGGCGAGGUGCAUUCCUUCUACACGUUCUUCGCUAAACCGACCGGGGAGACGGCCGAGGAAGGUUGGAACUUUUCGGGAUCGCGCGACCAGUUGCUGGCGCCCUUCCCUAACUUAGAUCCGGCUUUGCGCGCCUUGCUAAGCCACGCCAGUGAUAUCAAGCCCUGGCGUUUGUAUGUCCACAGCCCUUAUCCCCAGUGGUCUCGUGGUCGUACGGGCAUUUUGGGUGAUGCGGCCCAUCCUAUGCUCCCCGAUCAGAGCCAAGGGGCGUGUCAAGCCAUCGAAGACGCAGCAGCUCUCGGCAUCAUCUUUGGCCCACGUUACACAUUCACCGUGGACGUGGUAGCCGGCUUGCGUCUAUACGAAAAGAUCCGCAAACCGCGCGCUAGUCGCGUGCAGGAAGCCAGUGCCCGAGCUCGUGAGAAUCUGUCGGAGCGAAUUGGUUUCUCCAGUCAGAGAAAUAGCAGCCUGUAUAAGGUAGCCCAUGAAGGCCAAAAGCUGACUAUUGAAGAAGUCAACGAGUACGUGAGCGGACAAGCUCUUGGACUUGGCGAGGAAAAUGAGGACGCUAACAGUGCCUACAGAUACGAUAUGGAUCGCCACAUCGCGACGCAGGCCGAGUCAUGCUAA
This is a messenger RNA of Aspergillus melleus, 1323 nucleotides long. RefSeq lists its product as uncharacterized. The coding region runs from base 1 to 1323 and encodes 440 amino acids. Lineage: Eukaryota; Fungi; Ascomycota; Eurotiomycetes; Eurotiales; Aspergillaceae. The record is from RefSeq and is a predicted model, not a curated record. The transcript has 4 exons. Gene Ontology annotation, molecular function: FAD binding; monooxygenase activity.